AUGGGCGUGCGUGCGGGGAGUGUGGUUUGGCACUGGCGGGCGAGGGCGUGGGUGGAGCAGGGAUCUCUUACUGGGAUUGAGUUCUCGGGCGCUGUCGAGGACGAAGACAGAACGACGGUCCUUUUGCAACUCUCUGGAAAGCGGCCCGCCCUUGCAGGCAGGUGCAACGCGAGUCCCAGGGUACACGUGCUGCUCUUGGAACGAAAUGCCGUGUUGCCAAGUUCUCCCCCCCCCCUUCUCACCGGUGUGCACAGUGACGUGGACUGCAAUGCGGCAUCAACUCGGUUCGAAAUCCCGCGGUUGAAAGUCUUACAGGCGGAACUCCACAAGGGCGAUUAUCGCUUGCUCUCGUCAGGCUGCCAGCCAGUCUCGCUCCAGCCCGUGCGAAGUGAGGUCACGCCGCGCUCCGCUCCCCGUAGGAAACCCCGAGUCUCACGGUCCUCGGUUUUGCGUUCUCGAAGCCUCAGACUCACGCGGGAGGAGCUUGUUUCCUCAGCCGGUACCAUUGUAGGAGGUGUGGUGCUCUAUGGAAAGGAUAAGAGCAGGAGAAGUUGUCACACUCCUCUGUGCGGUGUGGACAGGCAGUGGCGCAGCUGGGACAUGUCUCUCCAUGAGGGAGGGCAUACCGCAAUAACCAAGGCCUGGGUUACAUCGAAACCGUGCAAGAAAAAAAAGUGCGGCAGAAAGCCUUCCAAUCCUAAACGCCCCGCCCCCUCGUGCGAGCGGGAGCGCGAGGCCCUGCUCCGAGUGGCGGAAAACGACGGCAAUAAGAACUUCUUCAUCCCCGAGUGCGCCGCCAACGGGAAGUACCGGGCUAUCCAGUGCCACCGGACGUCGCAGGACGAUAACGUCACGGAAUACUGCUUCUGCAUGGACACGGAGACGGGAAACAGCCUGGACGGCACGGGCGUCACCAAUGGCACGCCUGACUGCUCUCGGCCGUUCCCCCACGUCCGCGAAUGGCUGGGUUGUACAGGGAAAACCAAAAAAAAAUUCUUGACAGACCUUCAGGAAUACUUGAUGAGUAAGGCAGAUAGUGUGGACAGAAAUGCAGGUGUCGACCUCACCACCCAAUCUAGGGAGGAGUAUGCCGCUGUCUACCAUUUUAGAAACCUUGACAAGAAUGGUGAUAAAGUUCUCGAGAGGAAGGAGAAAAAAGCUGCUAAAGAAUUCUUAACAAGUGUCCCAAAGCUGAAAAGAUGUGGCAGAAGAAUCACUAGAUACUGUGAUGUGGACAAAAACCGGAAGAUCUCCUUAGAAGAGUGGGUAGCCUGCAUUGUGGUCCCGGAAAACACUGGUAGCAGCAGUGGUGGUGGUGUUCAUAAUGAGGGAAGAAGAAGAAUUGAGGACAACCCAAUUCUUAUACACCUCACACCAGAGGACAAGAGUCGGGGCAAGACCAGAUCAACCCAUUUGAGGUCAUCCUCAAGCCAGAAGAUGUAUGAGGAAGAGUGAAAAAAAAAAAAAAAGAUGAUAAAGAUAAAAGAAAGAACAAAGAAAAAGUGAUCAGAGUAUCUGGACUAGUGCUUUGUGGCAGGGGAUAAAAUUGCAGCAUAUUGAAGGAAAUUGAAUGUACCAUUUUCUAUUAUUUUUAACCUGAAAUGCUGAUAGUAUAUCAAUUAUUAAGAUUAAUGAAAGAUUAAGCAAAACAUUUUUUUUUUCUUUCUUAGGCAUAAAUAAUACCAGA
Molecule: messenger RNA, 1687 nt
Organism: Penaeus chinensis
Lineage: Eukaryota; Metazoa; Arthropoda; Malacostraca; Decapoda; Penaeidae
Exons: 12
Coding region: 1-1455 (484 amino acids)
Biological process (GO): extracellular matrix organization
Cellular component (GO): basement membrane
Molecular function (GO): calcium ion binding; heparin binding; extracellular matrix binding
Source: RefSeq, a predicted model, not a curated record